AACACACACACAUCUGGAAAGCAUUGAACACAGAGUGUGGAGCAAAGCAGGGAAGGAGCUGCACACAGAGAUUUGUCCCAACAGGAGAGUAAAAUACAGAGUGCAGCCUUAAAGAUGGAAAGGAGGAGUCUGCACAGACCCUGGAAAAGACGAGACGACUGAGAAACGCUGGAAACCUUCAUCCAACUGAGAAGAAGUCAAAGAGAAACCAGAGAAUUUGACUGAAGAGUCUGGCAGGAGCGAACGCCACUUUCAGAUCCAGACUGAGGAGGUGGAGGGGAGUGGGACCAGAGAGAGGUCUUCUCCAUCAGGAUGCCGGGCACUCAGAGAUGUUUGUGCUGCUUCAAAUAUUUGAUGUUUGGGUUUAAUCUGAUCUUCUGGCUGGGAGGAUGCGGCUUGUUUGGAGUGGGAGUCUGGCUGUCCUUCACCCAGGCAGAGUUCUCCUCUCUCCCUCUGUCCUUCCCAUCGCUCUCAGCUGCCAACCUGCUGCUGGUUGCAGGUGGCAUCACCAUGGUGACAGGCUUUCUGGGCUGCCUGGGAGCCCUUAAAGAGCAGCGCUGCCUUCUGAUCACGUUCUUCGGGAUCCUGCUGGUGCUGGUUGUGACAGAAGUGACUCUUGCACUGGUGGUGCACAUCUUCCACGACGAGAUGGAUGCACGAGCCCAGAGGGACCUAAAGGAGGGAAUGGAGACUUAUGUGUCAAACCCUGAACUGAAGAAAUCCUGGGACUUUGUCCAGAAAAAAUUCAAAUGCUGUGGAGCCACCAACAAAACGGACUGGUAUGGCGUGCUGAACGGAACGCUGCCCGUGUCCUGCUGCUCUGUGGAGGCAGCAGACUGUGACGAGGGCUGGAGUGAGCCAUGCUACCAGAAGGCCAAGCAGUGGCUGCUUGACAACAUCCCGUCUGUCCUGGUGUUUGGGUGUUGCAUCGGUGUUGUGCAGAUUCUGGCUCUGAUAUUCUCCAUGAUGAUGUACUGUCACAUUCGUCAUGCUGAGAAAAACCUGGACUAACUGUGGUUUCCUGAAGCUCCUCCCAUCAUGAUGAAUGAAAUCAGGACUGCGUUUGGACAAAAGCUGCACAAAUGAAGUUGAUGUAAAUUUUGUGCAAUCAAAAUCUAGGGUUCACUGUAUUGUCAGUCAGUAGUCAGUUCUUGUUUUCAGGUGGAUCCAGUCUCAGCUGAAAUACUAACGCUUGAUUAUUAAAAUUAUCCAAGAACAUCAUUACUGCUUUAACUGGAGGUUUAGAAUAAAGUAAACGACAGUUUGUACUCAUUAAAUACAUGUUAAAUGCA
Oryzias melastigma (Indian medaka) is the source of this 1292-nucleotide messenger RNA. It is a transcript of the gene tspan4b, whose product is annotated as tetraspanin 4b. The transcript has 8 exons. The record is from RefSeq and is a predicted model, not a curated record. Gene Ontology annotation, cellular component: membrane. Bases 313 to 1011 code for a protein of 232 amino acids. NCBI's taxonomy places the organism in Eukaryota, Metazoa, Chordata, Actinopteri, Beloniformes, Adrianichthyidae.